CGUGCGUGACAGUGCGCGCCCGGCAACACACUCACACAUAAUCUACUCAUACACACACGCAUCCACCCACCUCACCUACUCACCCACCAACAAUACUUUAAUCAAAUCAUAAAUCAACAAAAUGUGCAUCCUGAUUGUGCUCGCGAUAAUCGCGGUGGUGCUCGCCACUGUCGCCUUUGGACGGCGUGCCGCCCCUGGCAACAACCCCCAGUCGAUCGGAGGUGAUAAGGACCUACGUCCGCCUCCUGGUCCCCGACCACUACCCCUCAUUGGUAGUUUACAUCUGCUGGGCACGCACGAAACGCCCUUCCAGGCGUUCACGGCGCUCAGCAAGAAGUACGGCGAUGUGUUCAGCAUCACUCUCGGGACCACAAAGUGUGUGGUCGUCAACAACUUCAAUCUCAUCAAGGAGGUGCUCAUCACCAAGGGCGGAGACUUCGGGGGACGCCCUGAUUUCAUCAGAUUUCAUAAGCUCUUCGGAGGCGAUCGCAAUAAUUCGCUUGCUCUAUGCGACUGGUCGGCCCUUCAAAAGACCCGCCGUAGUAUCGCCCGGACGUACUGCUCGCCACGCUUCACCUCCCUGCAGUACGACCAUGUCAACCUGGUCGGUUCCGAUGAGGUCAAGGUGUUCCUCAACGCCCUACAACAGAAGGACACCUCGGUGCCCAUCGAUGUAAAACCCUUGGUCCUUGCCGCUUGCAUGAACAUGUUCACCCAGUACAUGUGCUCAACCAGUUUUGAUUAUGAAGAUGAUCACUUCAAACACGUGGUGCGUACUUUCGACGAAAUCUUCUGGGAGAUCAAUCAAGGGUAUGCAGUUGACUUCCUCCCAUGGUUACUACCAGCUUACAAGGGUCACAUGAGGAAGUUGGGUGAUUGGGCUUCGGAUAUCCGACAGUUUAUCCUCACGCGUAUCAUUGAUGAACGCCGCCUUGCUUUGGAUACCACCCUACCUCCAAGGGACUUCACCGAUGCUCUUCUCAUUCAUUUAAUUGAAGACGAAGCAGACCGGAAGCAACAAGAAUACGAAACAAAAAAAGCCCGCCUACAAAAAUCCCCACAACCGGAAGUCAACACAUCAGAAGAAUCUACAACGACCACUGAUGAAUCCGGUGAGAACCUCAACUGGCAACACAUCAUCUUCGAACUAGAAGACUUCCUGGGAGGACAUUCCGCCAUUGGGAACCUCAUCAUGAUCACCCUAGCUUCAGUAGUAAGCCGGAAGGACGUAGUGAGAAAGAUCCAAGCUGAAAUUGACUCUGUCACCGGAGGUCAAAGACUACCCACUCUCCUGGAUAAAGAAAACAUGCCUUAUACCGAAGCCGUCAUCUGGGAAGCCCUUCGAACAGCUAGCUCCCCAAUCGUCCCACAUGUAGCAACCACCACCACAAUGAUCGACGGCUACCGGGUAGACCAAGGUACUGUCCUCUUCGUCAAUAAUUACGAAUUAAACGUUGGGGAAGCCUACUGGGACAAACCGGAAGAAUUCCUCCCGGAGCGUUUCAUCUCCCCAGCGGGUCACGUCGUCAAACCAGCCCACUUCAUCCCCUUUAGCACCGGUAAACGCACGUGCAUCGGCCAGCGCCUUGUGCAGUGCUUCAGUUUCCUGCUCGUCGCUGCUCUGUUUCAGAAUUACGACAUUGAGCAAACAGAGUCCAUCCACCUGGUGCCCUCUUGCGUUGCGGUGCCGCCCGACGCGUUCAAAUUGAGGUUAACGCCGCGAUCAUACGAAUAAACUCUCCUCCUCCUCACACACGCUCAUGCAUUUUGUUUUUGUUUUUUUGAACGCGCGCGUAUUAUAUUAAUAUUUUCGCUCACUGCUCACACUGCCGCAAUCAAUAACAAAUCUUUUCGCUCAUCUCGUCGCAGACAUCUAUCAACAUCACCGACCCCCUCCACUGGAAUCGCGUUUUUAUCAUAAACGUUAUUAUUAUUUUUAUUAUUAUAUCAUAAUUAUAUUUAACAUGGUUAGUACGAAAAGGAAGACACAGCAGAUAUUUUUUUAUGUUUCCAUUACUCCUUGUAUAUAUAUGUGUGUAUCACUCUGUCACUUGUCUUUGUCUUCACUCUCUCUCUACUAGCACUGUCGUCUCAUUGUGAAUUAUGUAUGUAAAAAAGAACGUUAGCUAUUUAUAUAAAUAUAUAUAUUAUGUAUUUGUAAAACAUUUUAUGUCGUAAGGUCUCCAGAUGUUAUGUUCUAUGUAUUGAGACUGAAUAAAUAUGUAUUUUAUUUUGCCAUGUAUUGAAAAAAUAUGGGGAUAUAAGUGAAAGUUUAUAUAGAAAUACACUUUUUAAACAAAAA
Dalotia coriaria is the source of this 2302-nucleotide messenger RNA. RefSeq names its product cytochrome P450 307a1-like. The transcript is spliced from 2 exons. Lineage: Eukaryota; Metazoa; Arthropoda; Insecta; Coleoptera; Staphylinidae. Bases 122 to 1735 code for a protein of 537 amino acids. The record is from RefSeq and is a predicted model, not a curated record. Gene Ontology annotation, molecular function: iron ion binding; heme binding; oxidoreductase activity, acting on paired donors, with incorporation or reduction of molecular oxygen.